AUGAUCGGCUUCUACCUCCGCUCCGCUUUCCUCUUUCCCUCUCUCAAGGCUUUUCUGUCACCUCCACCACUUGACCUCCAUCUCCCUGAUUUUGUUUUCUUCGCGGGGUUCAUGACUAGUCAUGGCUUCUCGUCAUCCUUUGUGGAGACCCUAGCGGGAUUCACAGCAGGAGUCGCGUCGACUCUCUCACUGCACCCUCUCGACAUGGUGAAAACACGGCUACAAGUCGACCGAUCUUCAUCCGCUCGGCUUGGGAGUUCAGUUCGAAUCAUCCGAGGCAUCUUUUCUCGCGAGGGGGGCCUUGGCGCCUUCUAUCGCGGUCUCACCCCCAAUGUGAUCGGAAAUUCCACCAGCUGGGCGCUCUACUUUUUAUGCUAUAGUAGAUUGAAGGAGGCAAUUGGAUCCUACCGCGACAAGAGAGGACAGAUCCUUACAUCGUCAGACUAUUUUCUAGCAUCCGGAGCUCUCACUUCGGUUCUUACCAACCCCAUUUGGGUCAUCAAGACUCGCAUGUUGUCAACAGGCUCCCGCGCUCCCGGCGCAUAUCCUUCUUUCGUGUCUGGGGCAAAGCAAAUCUAUAACGCAGAGGGCAUUCCCGGCUUUUACCGAGGCCUAGUGCCCGCCCUAUUUGGUGUCAGUCAUGGGGCCCUCCAGUUCAUGGCGUACGAGCAGUUGAAGUUAUUCAGGUCUCGAUCCAAGGACACCGGCUUGCUUGGACAAGGCCCGUCUGGUGCCCAAGACCUAGGCAAUAUCGACUUAUUAGCCAUUUCCAGUCUGUCCAAGGUUUUUGCGGGCAGUGUCACGUACCCUUACCAAGUGAUCAGAUCCCGGCUACAGACUUAUGAUGCCCGUGUGGUUUAUCGUGGGGCUUUAGAUGUAUUCUCCCAAAUAUGGACUCGCGAGGGUCUGGCAGGUUUCUACAAAGGCCUUGGACCAAACCUCUUCCGUGUGUUACCGAGUACAUGGGUGACCUUCUUGGUGUACGAAAAUACUAAGAGUUAUGUGUCUCGCCUGGCAUGA
Molecule: messenger RNA, 1020 nt
Organism: Penicillium brevicompactum
Lineage: Eukaryota; Fungi; Ascomycota; Eurotiomycetes; Eurotiales; Aspergillaceae
Product: putative mitochondrial folate carrier protein Flx1
Exons: 3
Coding region: 1-1020 (339 amino acids)
Biological process (GO): nucleotide transport; folate import into mitochondrion
Cellular component (GO): mitochondrion
Molecular function (GO): FAD transmembrane transporter activity; folic acid transmembrane transporter activity
Source: RefSeq, a predicted model, not a curated record